Messenger RNA from Theobroma cacao (cacao), 750 nucleotides. Lineage: Eukaryota; Viridiplantae; Streptophyta; Magnoliopsida; Malvales; Malvaceae. The record is from RefSeq and is a predicted model, not a curated record.
AUGGUGAGGGAGCGUGAGAGAGAAAGCGGAAAGCAGCAGACUCCGAAUCCCUCAUCAACUAUUUCAGGCAGCGGCGGAAGUCAAGAGAUCUUCAAGGAGGAAAAGCAGAGGAACUUUGAGAGUCUGGAGAUGAUGACAAGGGCAAACAAGGAGAAGGGCCACACCUAUAUCGGAGUUACUGUGAACCCAAGGCGUCGAAUAAGGCAGCAUAAUGGUGAAAUAGGAAGUGGUGCUUGGAGGACCAAGGGCAAACACCCCUGGGAGAUGGUUAUAUGCAUUUAUGGCUUUCCAACAAAUGUUUCUGCUCUUCAGUUUGAGUGGGCCUGGCCGCACCCUCAAGAAUCAGUUGCUGUGAGGGAAGCAGCUGCAACUUUUAAAUCCUUAUCUGAAGUCGCCAAUAAGAUCAAGCUUGCAUAUACGAUGCUCACCCUCCCUGCCGGGCAGAACUUGAACAUCACAGUAGACUAUUUCUCAACCAAAUACAGAAAGGAUUCUGCUUGUUGCCCAAGCUUGCCAGAGCAGAUGAAAGUUCAAGCUUGCUCAAUGGAUGAGCUUCCCUGCUAUACUGAACAAGAUGAGUUUGAAUACAAAGAUGAUUGUGAUAACUCGGACGAAUAUGAUGAAGUCAAUGAUACUUGUGAAACUGUCUGGGGAACAUAUCCAGAUGAAGUGGUUAAUGCUUCAGCAGAUACUUGUCUUAGCAGCAUUCAUGAGGCUUCUCAUGAAGAAUUUGAAGACAUUGAAGAAUAG